Molecule: messenger RNA, 1901 nt
Organism: Cuscuta campestris
Lineage: Eukaryota; Viridiplantae; Streptophyta; Magnoliopsida; Solanales; Convolvulaceae
Source: the annotation of a GenBank genome assembly
GUGUAAUUUUUCGGAAGGCUUGUUCUUGAUUAACGUCUUACCCUGUUAAAGUAUUUUGGUAUAUAUCCCGGAAUAAUUUUGAUCUGAAAGCGUAUUCACGAUUCGUUAAACUAUCAAGUUUCGAUUCUCGUUUUUUAAUUCUUCAACGCUUCUUCGCAGCAUUCAUCUUCCUAAAUUUCUAACAUUAUAUGUCCACUGUAUAUAAACUUAUUUUCUGUGUGUUUGUGAUAUACUUGGUCUGCAUGCACUGUACAAAUCUUGGUACUCCUAGCACAACCCAAAAGAACCAAAAUAGCAAGGCGAUGGGAAGAGGGAUGAGGCAGUGGCGGCUCUUUGUGCGAUGUUCAUGGGCGAUGAGGUGACAACAAUCUGAAGAAAUGGAGGACAACUCUAAAAAUGAAGAGGAAUGCUAAGGGCACUCCAUUUGGGAAAAAUAGGGUGAAUUAAAUAAAAAAGAGCCAGACAAAAAUGGAUCCCCUUGAAGCAGCGGCGGCGGACCCUUCUGAGCCACAUCCGAACGACGGCGCAGUCUGCAACGAUGAUAUUCCGCAGCUGAGCUCUCACGCCAUCGAAGCUCUCAAGGAGUUCUUUGCCGAUCAGAACCGAGCGUUAGCAGAAGAACAGCCGGAGGGGGUUGUAGAGUUGGUGGCGGAGGACUGGAGGCUCAGCCAGUUUUGGUACGACCGCGAUACCGCAGAGACAGUAACCAAAGAAGUCCUCACUCUGUGCGAGACACUGGAGACCCCAUCUGUUGCUUGCAUUUCUUGCCCAACUGUAUUCGCGUACCUCAAGAAAAGUGAUCCUAAUGUCCAAGCACAGCUCCUUGAGUACGACCAAAGGUUUAGUUCAUAUGGAACUGAAUUCACAUUCUAUGACUACAACAAACCAGAAGGCCUUCCGUCCUCAUUGAAACAUUCUUAUUCACUCAUUAUUGCCGAUCCUCCUUAUCUGAGCCGGGACUGCUUGGAGAAAAUUAGUGAAACUAUAUCUUUUCUUUUGAGACCAGGGCAAUCGUAUCUACUUCUACUCACUGGUGAAGUGCAAAAGGACAGGGCUGCACAGCUCUUGAGUUUGCGUCCGUGCAGGUUCAGGCCCCAGCACAGCAGCAAACUUGGAAACGACUUCAGGUUGUUCACAAACUACGACCCUGGGGUGAGACUUGGUGGUUGGGAGGAUGAAUAAAAGGCAUCAUUACCUUGGCCACGGAUGGAGCUUUUGAGAAGACAUUGAUUCCAAAGCUUAAUUAGGAUCAUCAUGUUCUAGCUCUAUGUAUUAUUUAUGCAGCUUAACGAAUCAACUCACACUUUGUGGCCACUCGGUGUUUGGAAAUCACUUGCGAAUUACUACCCAUUUAAAUUGCCAUUUUUUCCCAGAUCAAGUGGCACCACCGAAAUAAAUAAUAAGAAGUUGGAGGAACCAACUUAAACACCUAAAUUGGGUUAUGCAACUCAUUUUGGGCGAUCGAGUCUGUUAUUAUAGACUUAUAGUCCAAGUUCUUUGAUAGGGGUUGAUCCAGUUUGGUUGAUCCAGUUUACUUAAGCAAGAUCCGCUUGGAUCUGACUCCAGCAAACUGAGCAAACAUUCCACUUGAGGAAGUUCUUGCCAAUACUGCGAAAGAGAGAGCAUUAGUGGAAAUCUCGAGAAAACAUAGCAGCGAAAUGAGACCAAACGUUGUCUCUGAGGCGGGGUUGCAAACAAGGUUGAGCAGUUGGUGGGAAGGCAUUCCAUUCUUGACGUCUACUGUUGUUAUUAGUUGUGGGGCUAUUUACAUGGUUUGCCUUUUGAUUGGGUAUGAUUCAUUUGCUGGAGUAUGCUUCUCGCCAUCAAAAGUAAUUUCACAUUUUGAAGGUAUGUAUCUACGGAUAUGCUCAAAUGAUCUAUAAUAAUGAGAGCUCCUUGUG